AUGAAGGUCGAGGAAAUCGAGCAGAAGCAGAAGCAGGAGCAGGAGCAGGAGCAGGAGCAGGAGCAAGUGCUUGAGCGGGAGCUGUCAGAGGACGAGCUGGACCUCGAUGGCACAGAUCAUCACCAUCUGCAAAAGUCGAUCUUUCUGCGAUGGAACUUUUAUCGGAGCAUGUGGACGUACUGCCUCGCUACGAGCUUCAUUGGUUCCAUUAUCAUCUACGUGGUCGACGAUAUCGCCUACAUCGAUGCUCUCUUCUUGUCCAUCUCCGCCUACACAGGGUCCGGUCUCGCAACAGUCGAGAUGUCGGCGGUCAGCAACAAGACCUUCAUCGUGCUCUACGUCAUGAUGAACCUGGGAGGGAUCAUUUUUCUCCUCCUUCCCCCCAUGAUCUACAGAAUCCUUGCUUUCAACGCGCUGCAGCCCGAGCUUGAGGUAUUCCUGUCCAAGCUCGAACUACCCUACUCCCCGCAAACUCAGAAGCUGAUCUGGCUGGUGGGGGAGAGGAGGGCGCAGGUGCGAGGGCUGCGGAUGGUGGUGAUCACAGUGGCGGCAUACAUCCUGGUCAUCAUGGGCUGUGGGAUCGGAAUCUUGUAUGGGACCCUCUCCGUUCGCCCGAACCCACCGGAGCUGGAGGAGAGGGGCCUAGGAAAGCUGUGGAACGCAGUGUUCCUGGUGUCAAGCGCAUUCUGUAACUGCGGCUUCACGCUGACCUCUGACUCCGUGUACUGGAUGAAGACCUGGCCUGAGUGCUACCUCCUCCUCUGUUUCCUCAUCCUCGCUGGGAAUAAUUUGGCUCCGAUCCUCCUGCGCGGGUUCGUCCGCCUCGUGCACUUCCUGGCUGGGCAGCUGAAAUUGGAUCGAGGGGGCUUGCGGUAUGCGCUGGACCACAGCCGGCAGAUGACGACUCACCUGCUCGACAAGGGGCAGACGCGCGUGCUGAUCAUCAUCCUUGUGGCCAUCAACACCUUCCAGUUCAUAGCUUUCCUCUCCUCCUCGCUGCAGAGAGAGGAGCUACUGGAAGGCUACGGGGCCACCGCCAUGGCAGGAGCAGGCUUCUUCCAGACCAUCUCCACGAGGUCGGCUGGUCUUCAGAUCUUUGACCUGAACCAUCUGAACCAGGGCAUGCACAUCAUCUACAUCCUUAUGAUGUACCUCUCAGCCGCCCCCUUCGUGAGCAGGAUGUACGUCUCCGAGCAAACCCUGGACAGCGACGGCCGAUCGGUCCCCACUGUCUCCUCUGUGCAUGCGGCAAAGGCAAGGUUUCAGAGUCAGUACCUGUUCCGCCACCUCUCCUUCCUCCUCUUCGCCUUCCUCCUCCUCGCCUUCAUCCAUGACCCGAGGGCGUACAAGUACUACGUCCUCCAGCCCUUCCCCAUCCUCUUCGAGCUCGUGUCUGCCUACGGCAACGUUGGGCUGUCGCUCGGAGUUCCCGGCAAGAACUUCUCGCUGUGCGGAGCCUUCAGCGUUCUGGGCAAGCUCAUCAUCAUCUGCGCCAUGCUGCUGGGGAAGCACAGGGGACUCCCAGCACACACCGACCUCGUCCUCAACUUCAGGCACACGAGGCUCAAGAGGCAGCUCGCUCUCGCCAAGGAGGAGGAGGGGCUGCCGUCAGAGUGGCGGUGGUCAGCGCACAAGAGCAGGAAGGUGGUUGACAUGCAGGCGAUACAGGAGGGAGAGGGAGAGGUAGAUGGUGUUCUUCCUCCUCCUCUUGUGGUCCCGGCUCGUGCAAAAUCAAAGAAGGAGGGUCGCCAUGUGGUCAUCAUGGCCGAAGGAGGGAAGCCAGAGCAAGAGGAGGAGGAGGGUGCGGAGAAUCCACAACGGCAUGACGACGGUGGUCACAUACCGAGGAAGCAGACGGACAAGGGCAUCAGGCACUCUUCCUCCAGGAGGGGCGAGCAGCACAAGACUUCCUUCAGCCAUCGCCUCCUCAGCAGGCUCGACCCAUCCCCGAAGCUCUCAUUCACUCGACCCAAGGCUUCUCCUCCUACUUUGCCCGAGCAGGGGAUGGGGGCGGCAAACAUGGAGGAUCUCGAACUGCAACUGGACACCAGCUUCACCAGGAGGAACAGGAACAGGACCCAGUCUCCUUCCAUUAGAUCGUCCGAUGCCGUCGAUCCUUCCUCUCUUGCUGUCAGCUCCGUCAGCUCCCCUGUCAUCGAAGCUCGCGACAAGCGCCAGGGCCUCGCCGGCCUCAUGCACUCAGCCUGGGAUCGACUGUGGACGCCAGCGAUGGAGGACGAGAGAGAGAAGAUUCAAGUAGAAGAUCUGCUCACGAGCGACACGUUCUUCAACCGCAUCUACACGCAGGACCUGAGCUUCCAUGGCCUCCCGAGCGCGAGCAUGGAGGAAGGAAACGCUCAUCACGUGGAGAAUCGCCAUGCCUCCCUUGAGUUGAUCAGGAGAACUUUCUCCAAUAGAACGCUUGUUCGGCAACAUGAGCUGAGUAACGACAUAGACGAGGAUGCCAUGUCCGUAUGA
Guillardia theta CCMP2712 is the source of this 2478-nucleotide messenger RNA. RefSeq lists its product as hypothetical. The transcript is spliced from 2 exons. The record is from RefSeq and is a predicted model, not a curated record. Gene Ontology annotation, molecular function: monoatomic cation transmembrane transporter activity. Gene Ontology annotation, cellular component: plasma membrane. NCBI's taxonomy places the organism in Eukaryota, Cryptophyceae, Pyrenomonadales, Geminigeraceae. Bases 1 to 2478 code for a protein of 825 amino acids. Gene Ontology annotation, biological process: transmembrane transport; monoatomic cation transport.